AUGGUCGGAAAGACAGGAAUCGAACCUGCAAUCCCUUGGUCCCAAACCAAGUGCCUUACCGUUAGGCCACUUUCCGCCUUGUUGCCGCUAGUAAAAAUUUUGGGUUUCCAAGUUUUUCCUUUGCCUCUUGCUCAUAAAACUAACCAACCGGUAAAAGGCAUUGCUGAAAAAAUACUUGCUUUGACCAAAAAUAAUCCGCAUUUACAAGGCGAAAUUACUCCCCGAGGUUAUCUCAAUUUUCGCUUAACUGACAAUUAUUAUUAUCAAUUUCUCAAAAACAUUGUGACUGGUAAACUGUUCCCCGGCGGGAGGGAAAUCGGUCUCUCCGCUCAACCCAAAAAUUCUGUUUUGCUGGAAUAUGUUUCCACUAACCCUACUGGCUAUCUCCAUUUAGCCCAUUUUCGUCAUGCUUUUGUUGGCAACGCUUUGGCCAAUGUCUACCAGUUUUGUGGUUAUCAGGCAAUUAAAGAAUAUUAUAUUAAUGACCGCGGAGGACAAAUUACCUCUCUAAUUAACUCUAUUUACUACUUCUAUCACCAAUUACAAGGGGUUUCUCUCCCUGCUGAACUCGAGAAAAUAGAAUAUUCCGGUAAAGCCAGCCAAGAAGAUUUAGAAAAGUGUGGAGUUAAGUUUGAUGUUUGGUUUUCGGAAACCAGCUUAUACGAAAAAAAUAAGCACCAGGAACUAUUGGUUGAACUAAAAAAAAAGAAUUUAAUUUAUACUCAAGGAGGCGCCACUUUUUUCCGUAGUAGUUUAAAUGGUGCUGACCAUCAUGGUUCUAUCGCCCGACUGAAAAGUGCCUGGCAAUUGCUAGGAUACGAGCCGGAGGAUUUGCAAAUAAUUUUGGUUCAGAUAGUUAAUUUACUUACCAAGGAAGGUCAAGCAGAAAGAUUUUCCAAACGAGCCGGGAACACUAUUGAAUUAGCGGAAGCCUUAAAAUAUAUGGAAAUAGAGCAAUUAAAAUUUUUUCUGCUCGAAAAAGAAAACAAUCAACCCCUAGCUAUCAAUGUUGAGUUGCUAAAAGAAAACAAGGAAAAAACGCGCCUUUAUUACACCCAAUACGCCUAUGCCCAAGAAAUACAAGGUCUGAAUAAGGAAAUAGUAGAAAAUUUUGCUCCAAAAGAAUUGAAAGAUUUAUUGGAUUUAGAAGACGAAUUUCAAGAAAAAAUUGGUAAUUCAGAGAACUUUUCUGAAAGAUUUGAAGAACUAAGCAGUUUAGCCCGAAUAGUUAGAAAAAUUUCUGAGAGUAUAGAAGAAGUGAAAAGACUUAUGAACGGGCAAGACACCCAAGAAAUAUUAAAUUAUUCUUCGCCAGCCGAAGCGGAAAUCUACCAAAAUUGGCUUAACUAUUUGUAUAAAAUCGAAUUAGUCUCGGUGCCAAUAGGAUUAAAUGAAUGGGGAACAGCAAACGACAGUUUUUGGGAUGGAAUGAGUGAUAAAUUAUAUUCUCUUCACCGGAAAAAAAUCAUCAAAGAAACUAGUGAAGCCAUUGCCAACAGUUGUAAUCCUGAUGCUCUAACCGCUUUUCUUAAUGAGGAAGCCGAACGAGACCAUUUUCGCUCUGAGGAAUUUUGUAAGCGACCCUUUCCGACCCAAGAUAUUACUUGGCAAGACUGGUUAAAUGUUAAAAGGGAUAAUUUAUCAGCAAUUUUAACAAAAAAGGAGAAAAUCGAUAAAUUUUUAGAAGAAUAUAUUGGUAAGGACGAAGAGAGCAUUGCCGCAGCUAAAAACAAAGUUAAAAAAAGACUGGAAAAUGAUUUUAGUGCCACGAAAGAAAAUUAUGAAAUUCUUGGUCUUCCCGAGACCGCUUCGGAGGAAGAAAUCAAAAAAGCCUACAGAAAACUCUCCGUUAAACUUCAUCCUGACCGAGGCGGCGAUGCCGAAAAAUUUAAAGAAAUGGACAAUGCCUAUAAACAAAUUAUGGGUGGCGGAAAAGAAAAAAGGAAAUAUGAUUUUUGUCUAGUUGAGGACUUAGACGUUGGUGCAUAUGACGGGAAAUUAAUUGACGAGAGAUUUGGUGAACAAAUUGGACUUAUUAUCCAAGAAGAAUUAGAUGAUAAAGAAUUAACGGUGGAGGACUUAACGGAUUAUAAUGAAUUCCACCGAAGAGACGAAGAAGAAUUAGAAUUUCCAGAAUUGCGGGACGAAAAAGGAGAAUUUAAGCCAGUAGCGGAUUUUGUGGCCAGCCUCGGGGGAACUUAUCAGUAUCAAGCCAUCGAACUUACGAGAAAAUAUUUGGAAGUUAUUAAUGAUGCUCAGAGUGCGUUUAUUACAAUAUUAAAGUUAAAGAAAAUGUUCGGCAUCGAAAAAACUGACUACGAAAGAUUUAAAGAAAUGUUAAAAGGCAAAAAGGAUCAACUAGAAUUAACUGAGCGAGAAUUAACUGAACCGGGACAAAUUAAUUGUGUCAGAGCAUACAAAAAAUUAGAAAUUGAAAAAUACAAAAUAGGCCCCAAUGAAAAGGAAAAAAAAGCUAGAAUGGAUAAGCAAUUAGGGCGUCUUUAUGGAGGAGUAGUUGGCCGAAUUGGCGAGAUAAGAAAAGCCAAAGUCAAAUUAUUAGAAGAAUUAAAUGAAAAAAUAGAAAAAGGUCGUGGUUUAGAGGAAAGCAAGGAGGAAAAUCUUCAAUUUUUAACUGAGUUUGAGAAUUUUCUUACUUCGCUACAAGAGGCAACCAGUUAUGAAGUUGAAAUACAAACUAUGAUUAUUGAUGGCAAAAAAACAGUAGAAUCUGAAAGAUUUAGAAAGGUUGACGGAGAAUUAAAAUUCGUUAUAGAAACUAAGGAACAGUUAAAAGAUAUUAGAGAUAAGGAAGAGGAAAUUGAUCAAGAAGAUAUCAUUGAAACUCUUCCUGAUUUUUCCAGCGAAACCAGUGAACCAAUCACCCAAGAAGAAAAGCAAGCCAUUAUCGAAUAUUUAAAUGAUUUAGUAUUUGUCUUAGCCCCAAAAAACAGGCAACUUAAGAGAAAAGUCGAAGAUAUUCGCGAUAAAGCCAUCAAAAACAUUUGUGAAAUGAUUAAAGGUGGCGGAAGUGAUGAAGUUUUAACGAAAAGAAUUGAAGCAAUUUUAAAAGACUUUGCUUUAAUUUUAGAAAAAGAGAUUGAAACUAAACGAGAAAUUGAAUUAUCGCCUGAGCAAAAAAACCUGCUGGUAGUCGACAUGGUCGGAGAAAUCAAUAAUUCAGCGAGAAAGCUUACCGAAAGCAAGAGGAAAAUAUUAAGUUUUCUUGCCAAUAAUACCCAAAAUGAGAAAACUGGCGAAGACAGUGAAAACGAAAGAAUUGAACGAGAAAGAAUUGAGCGGGAAGCCAACGAAAGAGCCGAAGCCGAGCGAGUGGAGCGGGAACGUUUAGCUGCCGAAGCUGAGAAAAGCAACGAAACUAAGGCAGAGGACACUUCAACUCUCCAACCUCAACAGACAGUUCAACCAAACAAUACAGCUUCGGAUUCCACUUCUGGCACGAAUAGUAGUAGUAGUAGUUCGAAUAGUUCUUCACCUUCUUCCAGCAGCG
Entrophospora sp. SA101 is the source of this 3508-nucleotide messenger RNA. NCBI's taxonomy places the organism in Eukaryota, Fungi, Glomeromycota, Glomeromycetes, Entrophosporales, Entrophosporaceae. The record is from the annotation of a GenBank genome assembly.